AUGGAUUCCUACGAUCCUCAAAAUAACAACUGGAGUCCUAUGGAGUUCUACGAUGAUCCGGAUAACGAAUGGAGUCCUAUGGAGGCCUUCGAUGCUCAGAAUAACAAAUGGAGUCCUAUGGAGUCCUACGAUGAUCAAGAUAACAAAUGGAGUCCUACGAUGCUCAGGAUAGCAACUGGAGUCCUAUGGAGGCCUACGUUGCUCAAGAUAACAACCUCCUCCUACUCCACUGCCUCCGCCUCCUCCUCCGCUUCCUCCUCCGCUUCCUCCUCCGCCUCCGCCUCCGCCUCCGCCCCCGCCGCCCCUCCGCCUCCUCCGCCUUCUCAUCCUCAUCCUCCUCCUAAUCCUCCUCCUCCUUCUCUUUCUCCUUCUUCUCCUCCUCCGUCUCCUCCUUUCAGCGGCGUCGAUCACCAACGCCCGGGGAUUAAGAUAGCAAACGCCGUGUUCGGCGGAAUGUUCGUUGGUACCUGUUGUCCAGAGGUCAUUGAUGGGGCAAUUGGGCUUAAUUGGCUAAGGCGUUACAGGUAUUACAUAGGGCCGCCCUCCUCCUCCUCCUCCUCCUAUUCCUCCUCCUCCUCCUCCUCCUCCUCCUCCUCUCCAGCCACGUCGGGGAUUAGUCGAGUGAGACAGAGGUUCAUCCUGAAGGAUUCCCACUCUCAGAGUGAUGAAGAAUCUCGAUGCAUUUAUGGUCGCUCUUGGAAAUUGCUGUUUAUUACUUUCAUCAUAAAAGGUUGA
Messenger RNA from Macrobrachium nipponense, 735 nucleotides. RefSeq lists its product as uncharacterized. The record is from RefSeq and is a predicted model, not a curated record. The coding region runs from base 1 to 735 and encodes 244 amino acids. Lineage: Eukaryota; Metazoa; Arthropoda; Malacostraca; Decapoda; Palaemonidae. The transcript is spliced from 4 exons.